Molecule: messenger RNA, 681 nt
Organism: Tinamus guttatus (white-throated tinamou)
Lineage: Eukaryota; Metazoa; Chordata; Aves; Tinamiformes; Tinamidae
Source: RefSeq, a predicted model, not a curated record
AUGGACAGCGCCGAGGACAGGCUGGUCACCGAGCCCCUCAGCCACCCCGACUUCUUCAACGUGAAGGAGCUCUUCUCCCUGAAGGAUCUCUUCGAUGCCCGGGUGCACCUGGGGCACAAGAAGGGCUGCCGGCAUAGGUUCAUGGAGCCCUACAUCUUCGGCUGCCGCCUGGGCCAGGACAUCAUCGACCUGGAGCAGACCGUGCGGCACCUGCGGCUGGCGCUCAACGUCACGGCGCACGUCGCCUAACGCAAGGGCAUCAUCCUCUUCGUGAGCCGCAACCGGCAGUUCUGCCACCUGGUCGAGAGCACGGCGCGGGCGUGCGGGGAGUACGCGCACGCGCGCUACUGGCAGGGCGGCCUCCUCACCAACGCCCACGUGCAGUUAGGGCCCGGCGUGCGCCUGCCCGACCUCCUCGUCUUCCUCAGCAGCCUCAACAACGUCUUCGAGCCGCACGUGGCCGUCCGCGACGCGGCCAAGAUGAACAUCCCCACCGUGGGGGUGGUGGACACGAACUGCAACCCCUGCCUCAUCAGCUACCCUGUGCCCGGCAACGACGACAGCCCCGCGGCCAUGGAGCUCUACUGCAAGCUCUUCAGGAUGGCCAUCGUGCGCGCCAAGGACAAGAGGCGGCAGCGCGAGGUCUUCGACGAGCUGCAGAGCAGAGCGGAGGGCGCCUAG